AUGUCCAAAGAGGAGAAGCAGGACGCUAGCGUCGAGUCCGCGCCCGUUCAUAAUGAUCUCACUGCUGAGCAAUUAGGACAGAGGCAUGCUGACAAUGCACUGCUAGCUGAGCUGGGGUAUAAAAGCGAGUUCAAGAGGGAGUUUUCGCUCAUAGAAACUAUCGCGUUUGCGUUCUCUAUCAUGGGCAUCGUCGCGUCCGUCUCGUCGACCCUGUCAUUUCCUCUCGUAUCAGGCGGACAUGUCGGGAUGGUGUUUGGGUGGCUCAUACCGUGCUUCCCUGUCCUGUGCAUCGCCGCAAGCAUGGCCGAAUUAACUUCUGCAAUGCCAACAAGCGCAGGCCUGUAUUAUUACUCAGCAAAACUUGCACCGCCUAAGUAUGCCCCAUUGGCCAGCUGGAUCACCGGCUGGGCGAAUAUCACUGGUCAAGUUUCGCUUGUCUGUUCGAUUGAUUUUACCUGCGCUGAGAUGAUCACUACCGCGAUUGCGGUCGGGACUGAUGGGAGGGUCGUUCUCGGCUCAGGAGCGACGUUCGGCAUCCUGCUUGCCAUAUUGUUCUCCCAUGGCAUUGUGUGCUCCGCUGCGACGAGUGUUCUCGCGAAGCUCAACCUCUUUUACGUCGUAAUCAACGUGGGAACGAGCAUCGCGGCGAUCAUUGCUCUGCUAGUCGGUGCAGGGGACGACAGGGUUUCCACCAGAGAUGCGUUCACCCUUUUCGAAAACAACACCGGUUGGGCAAAUGAUGGCUGGGCUUUUCUUCUUGCGUUCACGGCUCCAAUGUGGACGUUGACGGGCUAUGACUCCGCCGCUCACGUAUCUGAGGAGGUAGCUGGGGCGUCACGCGCGGCGCCGAUAGCUAUCAUGGUUGGCGUCGUGGCGACUCAGUCAUUGGGAUGGCUCCUCUUCAUCGCCGCAUCGUUUGCAACGAAGUCUGUGACGGAUCUUCUCAACUCUGACCUUCCCUUGCCCAUGGGGCAGCUGUUCUUGGAUACAUUGGGAAAGAGAGGCAUGUUGACCAUUUGGAGUUUUAUCAUCGUUUAUGUCACCGGAGCUGCGCAGGGCGUAGAUGCGUCCCGCGUUGUUUUCGCGUUCGCUAGAGACAACGCGCUCCCUGGCUCGCGUUGGUGGAAAGAGAUGAACAGCAGAACCCAAACACCUGUCAACGCUGUCUGGCUCGUCAUGAUCCUUUCUGGAAUCCUCGGGGUGCUUGGGUUUUCUGAAGCCGCACUGUCAUUAUUUAGGGCCGCCGUAAUCGGACUGUAUACAUCUUAUGUGACGCCUAUCUUCCUACGCAUAACCUCCGGUCGAACCAAGCUUGUCUUGGGCCCUUUCAACCUUGGAAAAUGGUACACGCUGUCCGGGUCUAUCGCUGUCGCAUGGGUUGCAUUCAUCGUAGUUCUCUUGCUCUUCCCUACGGCACAAAAAACAACGGCAGCCGGCAUGAAUUACUCUGUCGUACUCAUUAUGGCUGUUUUCUUGUUUGCAGCAGGGUCAUGGGUCCUUUCGGCCCGCAAAUGGUUCACGGGUCCUGUCUCAAACCUUAGCAAGACGGCUUCUCGUGAGGAGGAAAAGGUAGCGUCAACAAAAAUAAAUUAG
This is a messenger RNA of Heterobasidion irregulare TC 32-1, 1593 nucleotides long. Its product is annotated as amino acid transporter. NCBI's taxonomy places the organism in Eukaryota, Fungi, Basidiomycota, Agaricomycetes, Russulales, Bondarzewiaceae. The transcript is spliced from 11 exons. Gene Ontology annotation, cellular component: membrane. The record is from RefSeq and is a predicted model, not a curated record. Gene Ontology annotation, molecular function: transmembrane transporter activity. Bases 1 to 1593 code for a protein of 530 amino acids. Gene Ontology annotation, biological process: transmembrane transport.